AUGUCUUUGCAAUUGCUAAAUCCAAAGGCGGAAUCGUUGAGAAGAGAUGCUGCGUUGAAAGUGAAUGUGACAUCGGCAGAAGGUCUGCAGUCUGUGCUUGAAACUAACCUGGGUCCUAAAGGUACCUUGAAGAUGCUGGUUGAUGGUGCUGGAAAUAUCAAGUUGACUAAGGAUGGUAAGAUUCUUUUGACUGAAAUGCAAAUUCAAUCGCCAACUGCUGUUAUGAUUGCUCGUGCUGCUGCAGCUCAGGAUGAAAUUACAGGUGACGGUACUACUACUGUGGUCUGUCUAGUUGGUGAACUAUUAAAACAGGCUUAUAGAUUUAUUCAAGAAGGUGUACACCCUAGAAUCAUAACUGAUGGGUUUGAAAUUGCUCGUACCAAGGCUCUGGAAUUUCUAGAUGAGUAUAAGAUUGAAGACAAGGUUGUGAAUGAUGGUAAUGUGGACAGAGAAUUUCUUUUACAAGUUGCCAGAUCGUCUCUAUCAACCAAAGUCACACCAGAACUUACUGAGGUUCUAACUCCAAUUGUAACAGAUGCUGUCUUGAGUGUGGCUAGCAAGGAUACGUUAAACUUAGAUUUAUACAUGGUGGAAAUAAUGCAAAUGCAGCAUUUGUCUCCUAAGGAUACCACCUUCAUCAAAGGUUUGGUUCUAGAUCAUGGUGCUAGACAUCCUGAUAUGCCUAUGCGUGUCGAAAAUGCACACGUUCUUAUCCUAAAUGUCUCCUUAGAAUACGAGAAAACUGAGGUGAACUCCGGUUUCUUCUAUAGUUCUGCUGAACAGAGAGAUAAACUGGCAGCAAGCGAGAGAAAGUUUGUGGAUGAAAAAUUAAAAAAAAUUAUAGAUUUGAAGAACGAAGUCUGUGGUUUAGAUAACAAGCAAGGUUUCGUUAUCAUUAAUCAAAAGGGUAUCGACCCAAUGUCAUUAGAUGUGUUGGCCAAGCACAACAUUUUGGCACUAAGAAGAGCUAAAAGACGUAAUAUGGAAAGACUACAGCUUGUAACAGGAGGUGAAGCCCAAAACUCAGUGGAUGAUUUAUCUCCAUCAAUUCUUGGUUAUUCUGGUUUGGUUUACCAGGAGACCAUUGGUGAAGAAAAGUUCACCUAUGUAACGGAAAACAAGGAUCCAAAGUCUUGUACUAUUUUAAUUAAAGGUUCGACUAAUUAUGCGCUAAAUCAAACUAAGGAUGCUGUAAGAGAUGGUUUGAGAGCUGUUGCAAAUGUUAUAAAAGAUAAAUGUGUUGUUCCUGGUGCUGGCGCUUUCUUUAUUGCGGCAUCUAAGCAUUUGAAAUCCAGUAAUUACUCUAAGCUAGGUGUUAAGGGAAAGACAAAAACAGGUAUCGAGGCAUUUUCUGAGGCUCUGUUGGUGGUUCCAAAGACGUUGGUGAAAAAUUCUGGUUUUGAUCCCUUAGAUGUGUUGGCAUUAUGUGAAGAUGAACUAGAAGAUGCUAAGGAAUCCGAAGAGAAGAGAUAUGUUGGUGUUGAUUUAAAGAUAGGUGACUCUUGUGAUCCUACGAUUGACGGUGUGUGGGAUUCAUACCGUGUUAUUAGAAAUGCUAUCAAUGGUGCUACAGGUAUCGCCAGUAAUCUAUUAUUAUGUGACGAACUUCUGAGGGCCGGUAGAUCUACCUUGAAGGAGGGACCACAAUAG
Molecule: messenger RNA, 1650 nt
Organism: Nakaseomyces glabratus
Lineage: Eukaryota; Fungi; Ascomycota; Saccharomycetes; Saccharomycetales; Saccharomycetaceae
Gene: CCT6
Product: chaperonin-containing T-complex subunit CCT6
Biological process (GO): protein folding
Cellular component (GO): chaperonin-containing T-complex
Molecular function (GO): ATP-dependent protein folding chaperone; ATP binding; ATP hydrolysis activity
Source: RefSeq, a predicted model, not a curated record